AUGGGACUUACAGAGGCAGAUGAUGGGGUGGUGACUGGCGUGAGGGAGGCCCUGAAGGCGCUGACCAGUUCCUCGAGGACCUCUGCGGUGGAUGGAAGACGGGGAUCCAUGGAGGUGUUGGUUCUUGGUCCGGUCUUCUGUCACAAACAGGCAAGAGACAAGAGGAGUUCAGUUCCUGCUCCAAGAGCUGAGGAGAACUCCAAAGCUGCAGAGCUAGCUAGCCGCCUAAACCAAAUGGAUAAAGAUCUAGCUCAAGUUGAGAUGGACACUCUGAGCAGUCUAAGAGCCCCACUGAACCGCACUGAUCCUGCCACAGACCUCACUAAACGUCUGAAGGAGCAAGAGAGAACAACUGCAGCUCUCCAGCAGUUGGAAAAACAGAGGGCUGCAGCCCAAAAGGACCUGGAACCUUUACUUUCAAAGGACAUUAAUGGGCCAACCUCUUCCACUCUACCUCAAAAACUCAGUGAUGCCAAAAACAAACAAGACAGUCUAGCUGCUCUCAUUGAUCUCUACAGAAAGAAAGCAAAUGCUUCUAUGGUAUUGGAGAGACAGCUGAGGAAGAUGGACAGCACUGUCUCAGGAUUUGAGAAACAGCUCAGUGAUGAUGGUGCCAUCCCAGACAAACCUAGUGCCAUUCAAAUCCAUACACAGGAGAUUCAGGGUUUGAGAAAAGAUGUUGCUGGAACUCAAAGUGAGAUGCAAAAGCUUAGCGAGGAACUAGAGGCACUUAAGAAGUUAUGCAGUUCACUUCAGCAGGGUCACCAGGAGUACUGUCCUGAUAUACGCCGACAGGAAGCAGAAAUUAAGAAUCUUCAAAGCCGAUAUGCCAAUGUGAGCAACCAGCUGAAUGAAAGAGAGAGGCUUUUGCAAGAGGCUAACACAAAACACCAGGACUUCCAGAAUGUGAGCCAAUCACUGAGCUCCUUCUUAUAUAAUCUACCUAACAACAAGAUUAACCCCACAGAUGAUUUGUCUCAAGUCAAUGCAAAGCAGAACUCUCAGAAGAGGGUGAUAGAGGAUAUACAGAGGAAAGGCAAUGACAUGGACAGGGUGGUUGAUCUCUCCAAGGACCUCCAGAAUUCUCUAAAAGAAUAUGAGAUGAAUUGUGUUAAGUACAAAGCUACUCUUGAUGACAUACCUGCGAUAGAUGCUAAAAGACUUCACACCUCCACCCUAGCUAGCUCUGUUGCAAAACAGGAGAAGGAUCUUACAAACCGUUAUGCUGAGACAGCCGCUGAAAGUGAACAAUUACUCAACCAGAUGAACUUAGCAAAGUCCAUCAUGGCUGAGAAUGUGGUAAAAGUAAAUGCAGUACAACAACAACAGAUGCAACAAAAAGCCGCUGAGGACACUGAAGUUCUCCAGAAAGAAUUAAAGGAGGAAAUUGCAAACCGUACCAACGCAGAGAAUAGCCUGAGCACCAUCAAGAACAGAUAUUUAUCUCUGAAGAAUCGAAGAGGAGUAGAGCGAGUGGAGGAGAAGGAGGUUCUGCAGUAUUACCGUGACCCAAAGCUUGAGGCCAAUGUGGAGGACUUUCAAAAGAAAAUUCAUGAAGAAGCACUGAAACGCACCAAAACACAGAGUGAGAUUGAGGUACUGUCCAGAAAGAUCAAUAGCCUAGAAAGUGAACUUAAGAACACCAAGCCCAAGCUAGUGACAAGAGAAGUGACAGAGGUAGAGAAAGACCCUCAGUUGGAUUUAGAAGCAUCAAACAUUCGAGAAAACAUAAGCAAAUUGAGAAGUGAACUUAAAGUUAAAGAUCAAGAGAAGGCUCACCUACAAACAGAGAUGAAAAUUUUGGAGCAAAAGAAGCAAAACAUAAAGGAGAAGGUGGUGCAAAAGGAAGUAGUAAGACUGGAAAAAGAUCCAGAAAUGUUGAAGGCAGUUAUGACAUUUGAGAUGGCUAUCUCAGAUGAAGGUGAGAGGAGCAAAUCACUGAAAAGUGAAAUCUCCCAAACCAGGAGCCAGAUCAAUACUCUUGAGAGGCUCAUUCCAACUUUAGAGCCAAAAGUUGUCACCAAGGAGGUGAAAAGGGUUGAGCAGGACCCUGGACUCAUAAGUGAGUCUAAAGAUCUUCUGACUACAAUAGAAGAAGUGAGAAAUGAGAACAGAAGUCUCAUUACUGAGCUUAGCAACCUUCAGUCACACCAUAUCCAAAUACAAAGGAUGAAGCCCAAAGUGGAAGUCAAAGAAAUAAUUAAUGAGAACUUCAGGGUGUCACCUGAGACAGAGGCAGAGAUGCAUCGCUUGAGAAGGGAGCUUCAAGACAAUAGCAGACAGUUCUCAGACUUUGAGAGACAAAUUAGUCUUGUCAGAACAGAGCUGGGAGUGCUGUAUGCACAGAAACCCAAAAUUGAGUAUAAGGAAGUAGUUCAGGAGGUUGUAAAAGAGGAAAGAAGUCCAGAGAAUGUAAGAGAAAUACAGAGGCUCUCCGAUCAAGUAUAUUCCCUGCAAAAAACCUACAGUACUUUGCAGGAUGAGCUUAUCCGUCUUAGAAAUGACAGGGAUGAAUGGAAGGCAGAAAAGUCAAAGGUUGAGACCAAGAUUGUCACUAAAGAUGUAACUAAGUAUGUUGAUGACCCACUUCUGGAGAAGGAGGCAGAUCGUCUCAGGAGAGAGGUCCGUGAAGAAACUCAGAGGCGCAGAACUAUAGAGGAAAUGGUGUUUGAUCUUCAGAAUAAAUAUAUUCAGCUUGAGAGACAAAAACCAGAGGACAAAGUAGUAGUGGAAGAGGUAGUGCGUCUACAAAAGGAUCCAAGGCAGAUCCUUGAUCAUGAUAGGCUAGGUAGGAGUCUAGAUGAAGAAGUGAAGAAUCGGAGAAAAUUGGAGCUAGAGGUACAGCAGAUGAGAGCACUCAUAGAGGACAAGGAGAUAGUCAUCAGGAGCAGUGAUGAAAGGCAAAGAAAGAUCCAGGUGGAAACUGAGCUGAGACAAAUUAAAUCCAGAAUCCAUGAGCUAGAAACUGCCCCACCUCCUAUUGAAGAGAACAUAGUCAUAGAGGAAGUUCUGAAAGUUGAGAGGGAUCCAAAACUAGAUAAACUGACUAAUGGUCUUCGAACAGACAUAGAUAAGGAGAGCAGUGACAUUAUGCGUUUAGAGAGAGACAUCAGGAAAUUAACACUGGAGAUAGAAAUCUUGCAGCGAGAGAAGUCGGUUGAGAAGACCAUCUAUAAAGACGUUGUUCGUGUAGAGAAAGAUCAGGCUGUGGAAGCAGAACGGUCUCACUUUAGAGAACAAUUACUUCAGAAGAAAAAUGCCAGACGAGACCUUGAGGAUGAAAUGCACCGUCUAAAUGAGAAACUGCAGCGACAAGCAAGUAAAAGAACUACCACAUCUCUGGAGGAGACCAACUUGAUUCAUGAUCAGGACAAGCUGCAACGAGAAAAAGAAAACCUCCAGAGAGAGCUGAGAACUUUGGAAUCUGAAAGACAAAACAUCAGCAUCUCAUUCCACCAGCAGAGUAGGCUGAUGAAUGAAAGAAAUCAAAUGAACAGGCAAAGAAGCAUUAAAAUGGAAUCAGAUGGUCAGAGGCUGGAAAGGGACAUCCUGGAUGAGAAGGACAAAAUUCAUAAACGAGAUAACAUAAUCAGGGAGCUAAAGAACAGUUUGAAGAAGGAGGAUUCCUCGGAGACUCGCACUAAAGAAGUCAAUGUGUCUACAAAGAUCAGCAUCUUGGACCCUAACACUGGUAAAGACAUGUCACCAUAUGAUGCUUACAUGCAAGGCUUCAUUGAUCGCAGCCAGUACAUACAAUUACAGGAACUAGAGUGUGACUGGGAGGAAAUCACCACAAUGGGACCUGAUGGUGAGAUAUCUGUUUUGCAAGAUCGGAAGAGUGGCAAACAGUACUCCAUCAAAAAUGCACUAAAAGAAGGCAGGGUGACUAAAUACCAACUACAGCAGUACAAGGAUGGCAAAAUGCCGAUCUCAGAGUUUGCUCUUCUUGUGGCUGGUGAAACAAAAUCUCGGCCAUACACCCCAGUUACCAGCCAACCAACUCAACAGCUUAAUGAAGAGUUCCCCAUUUGUGGUGUGUAUGAUGUACACACUGAUUCAUGUCGUAAUGUCCGCAGUGCCACGGAUCAAAAGAUGAUUGACACCAACACUGCACAAAAACUGCUUGAAGCACAGGCAGCCACUGGUGGCAUUGUGGACAUCAGCAACAGCAUAAGAUAUUCUGUCCACAAAGCAGCUGAUCGAGGUCUUAUUGAGUCCAGUCAACUACAACGGUUAUUAAAUGCUCAAAAGGCUUUCACUGGAGUUGAGGACCCUAUCACCAAAGAACGUCUGUCAGUUGGAGAGGCUGUUCAGAAAGGGUGGAUGCCCAAAGAGAAUGCCAUGAGAUAUAUGGAGGCACAAUUUCUGACAGGCGGGUUGGUGAACCCCAACAAAGCAGGAAGAGUUAACAUUGUGGAUGCUGUCAGCUCCAAGAUGAUUGACAGCACAAUGAUGAGAGAGCUUCAGGAAGAGAUCAACUAUGCAAAGGAGCUGACUGACCCCAUCACAAAGGAGAAGAUCAACUACAAGCAGGCUUUGGCUCAUUGCAAGACAGACCCGCUCUCAGGUCUUCCAAUGCUUCCUGCUUCCUCAAAAGAUUCUGCCUAUUCUUCCUCAUAUUUUAGUCAUAAAUAACCACUCAUAGUCUCAUUGGUUUACAA
Molecule: messenger RNA, 4661 nt
Organism: Sinocyclocheilus rhinocerous
Lineage: Eukaryota; Metazoa; Chordata; Actinopteri; Cypriniformes; Cyprinidae
Product: envoplakin-like
Exons: 10
Coding region: 1-4635 (1544 amino acids)
Biological process (GO): intermediate filament cytoskeleton organization; wound healing
Cellular component (GO): membrane; intermediate filament; cytoskeleton
Molecular function (GO): structural molecule activity; cadherin binding
Source: RefSeq, a predicted model, not a curated record